Messenger RNA from Vitrella brassicaformis, 4800 nucleotides. NCBI's taxonomy places the organism in Eukaryota, Vitrellaceae. The record is from the annotation of a GenBank genome assembly.
UUUGACAUCGUCGAUGGAGAGAUCGUGAUAAAGCAGCCCAAUCCGAAAGUGCCGCCGGGUGAUUACGACAUUUCCCUCCCGCCCAAGCCAGAAGUGGGCAAGCCGGCGCCACCUGCCGAGGAGGUCGUCAUGACUCCAUUCCCUCCAUCCCUUCCAGAGGGCCCUCAGUACGGCCCGAUUGGCGGAGCCCCGCCCCUCCGCCCGUCGGUCAUGAUCAAGCCUGUCUGUACAGGGACCCGUCAUUGGAUCGAGAUGGACCUGCCGGGCAACUUUGUGGUGGAUCUUACCAAGAACAUCACACUUGCAGGCGAGGAUGGCCUGCUGACGAUUGAUGGGGCGGACGUGAAGGCUGAUUCUAAAGUAUGUGGUCUCAAGGGUCAGUCAAGAUUCUUAUGUGUCCCACUGCGUAUGCCGCCCGCUUGCACAUCAUAUGCGUGUGUGCAGAUUCGUGCCGCUGGUGGAGCUGGGGAGAUAGAACACCACCUUCGCAUUACUGCCACACAGGACAGCCCUGAGCUCAAAGAAUUCCUCGAGAGACUCUUCCCAUCGGCAACGGAGAGUAAGGCGGUCGACGUGAGCAUCUUUGUUGUGGCCUAUGACGAGGACGAAAUACCCAGCGACGUGAGUAACGCCACGGGAGCACGUACAAUCGUCAUGCUCGAAACAGCAAUAACGACUGGUGACCGAAGGUCCUCUGCUUCGAACGUCUACCACGUCAUUCGAUCCGGCCUCCUGAUGUUCCAUGAAGUUGUGGUACCGCUCUCAGCCUCUUAUCUGCCUGACACAGUGGAUACAUAUUUGAGGGGCUCAUUCCUGCGGGUCAGAAACUCAUUCACCAUCGAAAGUCCCAGAGAUGUGACGAAGAAGCUGUUCAUUGAUACGAACGUUAAGGAUGUCUUUCUCAAGGUGCCCUUUACACACCGAUCAUAUCGUCAGAUUGAGGACCAUGCCUUUUCUUGUUUAAUGGCAUGUUUGUCGUCAGUACACGACGGACAGUGAGGGGGAGGACAUGCCGUACCUCCACAUCGAGCAGCUCAAUGUGACUGCGAUCAAGCGGAUCGAAAGCAUGGCGCGCGACGGCCCACUGCACGUCUACAUGGGGCGAUACACGAUCAUCCUGAUCACCCCUGGCUCGACAUUGGAUCUCGACCUUACCCAAGACAUUGAGUUGAAUAUUCCUGAAAACGACACCGUGCCGUCAUCGUACUUCCAGGUGCUGCAGGCCAAGCUCGUGAUGGAUGAGGCAAGCGAUGCAGAGACCGAGGGCAGCUCGGCGCAAGCAACAGGUAUGGUAUACAGUCAAUGAAGGGAUGAACAGCCUUAGCUGAGUCACUGAGUCGUUUUCAGAUGCACACGACUACAAAAGUGACAGGGAACAAGGCGCACAGCCAAACGACACAGCCACCACGGGAGGCGACCUCGGAGCACCUGUGAAUGAGUCGAACCAUACUGUCGGCUUCAACUGUAUCGAGCUCAGGAUUCACUGCCAAAUCAUGGUGAGCGGAAAGUGCGAAUGUCACAUAUUUGAAUUUCCUGCGUCUACUUUUUGUUCAGUACCGCACCACCCCGUCCGGCACACUUUGGCCUUUCCUCGUGAUAGACGGCCCAUUCCCGGAGCUCGACCGUCAGAUCAUCGAGGCCGUUCCAGAAGGCAGUCCAGCACGACUUAGCUCUUACCAAGCCGUCAACAUCGUGGGAACGAUCAGUGGCUACCGACUACGCUUCCCUCUGCCGUCUCGCAAGGUGCCCGACCUGAUGCAUCCCGUCACCGUGCUAUCAGCAGUGGGAACUCGUGUUGUGCUCCAAGGAGACAUGGCCAAACUGACUGUGGAGUACGAGAGCGACAUCAACCUCCCCGACACGUUCCACCCCUUCCUCGUCGCAACCCUUACUGGACCGCUGGCAAACGAGACAUUGCAAGAGAUAUCGGCGGCCGGUGUCCAGAAGACCGCGAGGCUGAUUGAGAUCGUCUUCUGCUCAACUAGCUUCCAAGCGACGCGUCAAACACUGCUCCCAGUGCUGGCGACCGGGGAGGGUGAUGUGGGCAUCAAGCUGCCGUCCGGGGCCCAGCCGGACGUGGACCAGCCCGUCGUCAUUUGGCUCAAGCGAGGCGAGGUCUCGACUUCUGUCAUUGUCAACCCGGGGGAUGCGGACAUUUCUCUCACAGUACAUGCCCCACAGAAAUUGCUCACAUUAGAUCCAAAUGCUCGCCUGCCUGUUGUCCUUCGCUCAGUAUACCGGUGGCGCUCAAGUGCGUCCGUUCUUGAGCAUCAAGCCGCGUGCACAACUCGCAGGAGAAUUCGCUGGCGCGUUCCCCAAAGGAUUGUCGACUCACCUGGUUCGCUACUUACAGCGCUGCGCGAGGGUGCAGUCGCCAUUCGAUCCCAGAGACGCCAACCUGCCGUCAGGUAAGAUCCUCACAACUUUGACGGACGAAUGUGUCUUUGGCGGAGUGCGUCUCUCAGGAUCCUUGUGUCCGAGCUGGCCUCAAAUGAACCCUUAUGUGUAUCGUGUGGACAGCUCUGCGCCGCCCCUGCAUCUGUCGAGGGCAGUGGGGGCAUCCAUCACCUUCAAAUGCAACGAGCCUUUCUACUUGCCGAGCGAGGGCCUUAUGGGCAUCACCAAAGAGGCGACAUUCUGCGCCAGCAAGGGAGACCAGAUGGCGUUGAAGCACCAGCGAUACUCUAACAAUACUCUGCCGCACUGGACGCCACUCAAGGGACUCAAAUGCGAGCGUAAGCCGGGGAUGAAUUGCCGGAGUACAAGCAAAAUGCUCAUAUUCUUUCUUCUCUUCCCUGACUGCUAUAUGUCACUGUCGGUCAGCCCGAUGUCCCGCCUGGUGGCUCCAGCGUCUUGAAGCCGUCAAAUCGAAACCGAUUGCAGAAAGAGGGGGGAUGGCGAUUGUCAAGCCUGUGAGAUCGGUUCCCGGCGAGACCGUCUACCCCAUUCAGUGCAAGGCCGGCUAUGAGGCCCACUGCCACACACCAUCCCUCUCACUGCCGUCAGCUGUGCAAGAGGCCCACCGGUGCUCCAAGCGUGCCAAGUGCACCAAUGGACAGUGGAACUCAACCAUUCAAUGCUGGGGUAUUCAAUGCUGGCUGGGGUCGGAGGGAGGGAAUACGCGCGCGUUGCCAUGUCUCUGUUGCAAUUCCUGUCGGCUUUGUUUGUGUGUGCGCGUGUGCAGCGAUAGGCAAUAUCGGCGUAUCAGGAGGCCCCGGUCACGAGAGUGCCAGCGGCCCUCACGCCAUCAAGGGCGCCACCAUCCUCCAAGCAAACCCGACAUUGCUUGCUGUCACGGUCGGCGCAGUUCAGCUCGACACCUCUAACCCAUUCAGAGGCUCUGACGGGUUGGCUUUCUCUGCCCGGGGUCUGGAGGCCGUCGCCAGCCCUCACGGAGGCGUCAAGAUGUCCCCAACGGCAGAGGGCCACAACGUCACUUCGUAUUACUUGCGCAUGUUCGCUGCACCUAUAACAAGAGAACAAGGGAAAGAGCGGCUACGAGGGCCGCGAGUGAGACCUGUGCCCCUCGAGAUACAAAAGUUCCAAGUGGUUCGAUGGGCGCGCCAGAUGGCGUCCCACAGGUCUGCUCAGGGGGCGCCGAUUGAGUUGGGAUGUCGGUUGAUGCUUGAGAAUGUUGGCAAAAAAAGACAGACGCAGGAAGCGACUAACGAUGUGGCGGGCCAUCACACGCACUUCAUGCUCGCAGACAAUUGCUUUCACGGUGAGCGACCUCCGGGCGCUUCCUACAGUGCAAUACUUGCUGGCUGUCUGUGUGUGUAGGGUCCAUUCGUAUGGUUGGAUUCUGGCGCCGCAGCCUGCUUGAGGAGCCGCGCACACCCAGCCAUGAGAUCAACGACGUGUACGAGGCAUUCCACAGAUGGGAAAGGCAAAGAGACCGCCAAACCCCCCUUACCAAAGGUUAGUUGGUGAAAUCACUGGCACAAAGCACGGACACAGAUGAGGUUGACAUGUGUGUGGGUCUUGAUCAGCCCGUCUGCCACUGACCACUCGCGGCAUGGUCGGUCUCUUUCUGGCUGAGGAGCCUUACGUUGCGCUCGAUGAGGCUGGGAGAGUCUCCAGGUGGACAAAUGCUGCGCCAGAACUCAUGAAGAAAAACAAGGAUGCCAACAUAGCGGCUGACAUCGGGCUCGACCUUCUUAGCAGCGAAGACAUGGUCGAGCCGUUAGCUUUUGCUCAAGAGAACCCAAUAGCAAGACCGCAUUUUGAUUCUACCAGGUCAAAGAACACAACACAAACAGACGGAGACAUGCAAAUGUCUCUGUGUGUCUCUGCGUGCCUCUGUUUGUGCAGCCGCGUUCUCGACUUCAGGCAAAACCAGUUCCUUAUUUCGUCCACAGAGCUGGACCUUUUUGACCCUUCUGACCGGUCCCAGGGGCUCACAAUGGCUUUGGUCCUGCAGUCCAACAGCACGGCUUUAACGACAGGAAGGCAGCAGGUGUUGAUCAACUACAGCAGCGGAUACCGGUGUCACCUCGACAUGAAUUUCCAAUUGGGUAUCAAUAUGGGACAGGCCGACCACAUGACUGGCGCGGGAGCUGAGCAGCUGUGUCGGUCGCAGCAGAACAAGGGCACUGCACUGGCGCUGUAGGCUAGCCGCCGUGCAAUGAAUUGAGUCAGAGUAGUAGCUGUACACGUGUGUGUCUUGGUGCAUAGGGUGGCUGUCUGUCUGUGUGUCAUGUGGCGCUUUAUUGGGUGUGGCGCAGUGGACUUGUGCCGUUGGGCGCAGUUUUGUGCGUGUGUGCGUGUGUCGCUGUCAGUAUUUGUACCGGGUGUGUGUAG